UCUGGCUGCUCUCCCGUCGCCCUCUCUGCCCGUGACUGGUUUCUUUUUUGGUUCUGCUCCCCUCCCUAAACUCUCCUCUCUAGGGUUAGGAAAUUACCAUGGAUCAUUGAGUUCUUGUACUGAGAUUGGAAGGGAAUGGAGGCCUUAUCCUCCUGUGCCCUCCGGGGUGUUUGAUUCAUCUUUUUUGCUGUGUUCCUUUUAUUCCCGUGGUUUGGAGUUGGCUCUGUUUUUGGUGCAGGAGCUUUGGGCGGCUUGGUUCUUGUGCAUGCGUGUGCAGGGAAUUAAGUGCAGCACAAGAAGUAGACGCUCCCUGUCCUCAGCACAUGAGCAGCAGCAGCAGCAAGGAUCCAGGAGGGGCACUGGCCUUUUGAUUUGGCGCCAGGCAGCAGCACAGGGAAGGCCAGCGGGGCGCAGCAAGGAGAUUAGUUUUAGGCCAGCAAGCCAGGCGUGUGUGGGAAACUCAAGCAUCAAUCUUUUUCCUUGCUCUGUGUACUGGUUGUUUGAUUUUGCAGGGAGAAGGGCAGUAACCAGUGAGCACCAAUCAAACUUAGAUUGCAGCAGCCUCACUGCGCACACAAGGUGUUCGAUGAUUUGCUGCACUACAAUCAACAGCACGUUCAUUUUGUCUUGACGAGCAGCAACACUACGCAGGUAAUUAGCAGCAUACAUCGCCAGACAGAACACCCAUACAUUCAUGGAGGUGAUUCAAGAAGUCCUUAAGCAUGGCUCAGCAAAUGGCGUCCGUGCAGCUAUCAGAGCUGACAAAAAGAGUUACAGCCUUGUCCAGCUUAUUGCAGCUUCCCUGGAUGUCCACAAAAUUUUGUGCAGCAAAAAUAUGACACGGAAUGGAACACAUAAUUCUUCUUUGGAAGGAAUGAAUGGAACAGGAUUCCUUCAUGGAGCUCGUGUUGGCAUUGUGGCUAAACCCUCUCCUGAAUUUGUUGCUGGGGUAUUUGGAACCUGGCUUUCUGGUGGAGUUGCAGUUCCCCUUGCACUUAGCUAUCCAGAAGCUGAGCUUCUUCACGUCAUGAACGAUUCGGAUAUUUCAAUGAUUUUAAGCACCAAGGAGCAUCAUGAAAUGAUGGAGAACCUUUCUAUCAAAUGUUCUGCUUAUUGUUCUCUCCUUCCAUCUAUCACUAGUAUACCUUCAGAAAUAAAUCCCCAAGAACCUUCAAGCAAUGAGGUGACUUCAUCAGUCUCUAGUUUAAUAACUGAGGCCAACAGUUCAAACAAAAUCAAAGGAGAUGAUCCUGCUCUUAUCCUUUACACAAGUGGCACAACUGGGAAACCAAAAGGAGUUGUUCACACCCACAAGGGCAUCCUUUCUCAGGUCCAAAUUCUUUCAGAAGCAUGGGGAUAUCGAAGUGAGGAUCAAUUUCUGCACUGUCUCCCGCUGCAUCAUGUGCAUGGCCUUUUCAAUGCUCUAUUUGCACCCCUCUAUUCUGGAUCAGUGGUUGAGUUUAUUCCGAAAUUUAGCGUGAGCGGGAUAUGGCAGAGAUGGAGGGAAUCAUAUCCCAACGAUGCCAGUAAAAACGAUGAGGCCAUUACAGUAUUUACUGGAGUUCCAACCAUGUAUACACGUCUGCUGCAAGGGUAUGAUAAUAUGGAUCCUGCUCAACAAUCUGCCUGUUCUUAUGCUGCAAAGCAGUUGAGGUUAAUGAUGUGCGGGUCAUCAGCUCUUCCUUCACCACUUAUGAAGCGGUGGGAGGAAGUGACAGGUCACCGUCUUUUGGAACGUUAUGGCAUGACUGAGUUUGUCAUGGCACUGUCUAAUCCCUUGCAUGGUAUCCGGAAAGAAGGUACAGUUGGUAAACCUCUUCCACGUGUUGAGGCUAAGAUUAUUAUGGAUGAUGGGACUGAAACUACAACUGGAGUUGGUGAGCUCUGCAUUAGAAGUCCAACCCUUUUCAAGGAGUACUGGAAAAGACCAGAGGUUACAUCAGAAUCCUUCAUCGAUGGUGGAUUCUUCAAGACAGGUGAUACAGUAACUGUAGAUGAGGAGGGAUACUUCAUAAUUUUAGGACGCACAAAUGCUGACAUUAUGAAAGUUGGCGGUUAUAAGUUGUCAGCACUAGAAAUUGAGGCCGUGCUGCUAGAGCAUGAUGCUGUAUUGGAAUGCGCUGUCCUUGGCUUGCCUGAUGAAGCCUAUGGGGAGGUCAUAUGUGCAAUAAUUGUGCCUAAGGAGGAUGCGAAGAAAAUGGUGGAGCAGGACUCAAAGCCAGCACUAACCUUGGAAGCAUUGACAAAUUGGUCGAAAGAUAAGCUUGCUCCAUACAAGAUUCCAACAAGAUUGUACUUGUGGGAUUCUCUUCCUCGCAAUGCCAUGGGAAAGGUUAAUAAGAAGGAGCUGAAGAAAUUAUUAGGAGCUUAGCUACUGAGUUUAUAGAUACAUUUAUUUGUUCGUUUCAUUAAAGUUUAGUAAGGUGGACUCGUCAUAGAGAUUAGCAAAUAAGUUAUUUCCUCACCAUGUAACAAUAAUUUUCCAAAACUUUCCUCCAUUCAUAUUUUAUUGUAUUUUUCUUCAGUAUUUAUAUAGCCAAAGAUAAUCUGUCGGGGAAAAAAAACACCAACUAUAGGAAAUUCGCAACGGCCUGAGCUGCACUGCACA
Molecule: messenger RNA, 2608 nt
Organism: Panicum virgatum (switchgrass)
Lineage: Eukaryota; Viridiplantae; Streptophyta; Magnoliopsida; Poales; Poaceae
Product: malonate--CoA ligase-like
Exons: 17
Coding region: 695-2371 (558 amino acids)
Biological process (GO): fatty acid metabolic process
Molecular function (GO): medium-chain fatty acid-CoA ligase activity
Source: RefSeq, a predicted model, not a curated record